AUGAGUAUCCUCACCGGCAUUCAUGGUGGUCCUCAUCAUCAUCAUGAGCAUCCUCACCGGCAUUCAUCUUGGUCCACAUCAUCAGCAUUCGUCUUGGUCCUCAGCAUUAUCAUCAUCAGCAUCCUCACCGGCAUUCGUCUUGGUACUAACAUUCAUAUUGGUCCUCAUUCAUCUAGGUCCUCAUCAUCAUCAGCAUCCUCACCGGCAUUCUUUUUGGUCCUCAGCAUUAUCAUCAUCAAUAACAUUCAUCUUGGUCCUCAUCAUCACCAUCAGCAUUCAUCUUGCCCCUCAGCAUCAUCAGCAUCAGCAUCCAUUCAUCUUGGUCCUCAUUCAUCACCAGCUUUCAUCAGCAUCAUCAUCAUCAUUCAUCUUGGUCCUCAUCAUCAGCAUUCAUCUUGCCCCUCAUCAUCUUCAUCAUUCGUCUUGGUCCUCAGCAUUAUCAUCAUCAUCAGCAUACAUAUUGGUCCUCAGCAUUAUCAUCAUGAGCAUCCUCACCGGAAUUCUUCUUGGUCCUCAGCAUUAUCAUCAUCAUUAGCAUUCAUCUUGGUCCUCAUCAUCAUCACCAUUCAUUUCAUCACCAGCAUCACCAUCACCAUUCAUCUUGGUCAUCAUCAUCAUCAGCAUCCUCACCGGCAUUCAUCUUGGUCCUCAGCAUUAUCAUCCUCAUCAGCAUUCAUCUUGGUCCUCAUCAUCACCAUCACCAUUCAUCAUCAUCAUGAAGAUAAUUAA
Messenger RNA from Dictyostelium purpureum, 729 nucleotides. RefSeq lists its product as uncharacterized. Lineage: Eukaryota; Evosea; Eumycetozoa; Dictyosteliales; Dictyosteliaceae. The coding region runs from base 1 to 729 and encodes 242 amino acids. The record is from RefSeq and is a predicted model, not a curated record. The transcript has 4 exons.